AUGAAACAUGCUAACUAUAAAAACAAGGAAUAUAGUUUUUUCAAACGGUUAGCAGAAAAUAACAAAAGAUUGAAUCUGACAUCAUACAUCCUGUCAGGUAACAAAGAUUCCGAAAACGCAGUUGAAGCUAGUUACCGUAUUACUUACCAUAUUGCAAAAUGUGGUAAAAGUCAUACCACAGCUGAGAAUCUAAUAUCUCCCUGUAUAACAGAUGCCGUUCGAUGUAUGCUUGGAGAAGAACAUAUGUGGAAAAUGACCACCAUCCCUCUUUUGAACAAUACAAUAUCUCGAAGAAUUGAAGGUAUGUCUGAUGAUGUUGAGAUGACAGUAAUAGGUAGAAUUAUAAGCAGUAACAUUUUCACUAUUCAAGCUGAUGAAAGCACAGAUGUUGCAAAUUGUGCUAUUCUGCUUGUUAUUGCAAGGUAUUUGAAAGAUAAUGAAGUUGAAGAAAACCUUUUGUUUUGUCAUUUGUCACAACGCACAAGGGGUGAGGAUAUAUUUAAUGUUAUUGAUUGUUAUUUCAAAGAAAAGGAGAUUAAUUGGUCUAAUUGUUGUGGAUUAUGUACUGACGGCGCCAAGUCUAUGUCAGGGAUUUACUCUGGUCUUCAUGGUCUUGUCAUGAAAGUAGCUCCCAAUAUAAGUUGGAGCCACUGUUGCAUCCACAGACAAAGUUUAGCAUGCAAGAACCUCCCUGGUGAAUUAAAACUUGUUUUGGAUGAAGCUGUAAAAGUGGUGAAUUUUAUAAAGUCGAAGUCCACAAACUCAAGAAUUUUCAAAGGUCUGUAUGAAGAGAUGAUGAGUCCUCAUUCUACUCUGCUCCUUCAUACAGACGUAAGGUGGUUUUCUCGUGAUAAAGUACUUACCCGGCUGUUUGAACUUAGAUAUGAAGUCCAGGUGUUUUUUGAAGACCAUCCUUUCUUCCUUGCUUCCAAGUUACGCGACUGUAACUGGCUUCAGGCACUUGCAUAUCUAUCAGAUAUUUUCCAGAUUAUAAACAAAUUAAAUUUGACACUUCAGAAUAGCUCAAUAACGAUCUUCAAUGUCUCAGACAAAAUUGAAUCUAUGAUUAAAAAAAUAGAUUUUUGGAGGUCAUGUCUUGAAAAUGGCCAACCUGAGGUAUUUGAAACUCUGCUCAAUUUCUUAUCUGAAAACAAUCUAUCCUGGGAAAUAAGGAAGAAAAUAAAUGAACACUUGAAUGGGCUAAAAUCGGACUUCCAGAAGUACUUCCCCAAACCCGAAGAAGAAAACUAUUGGAUUUCAAAUCCUUUUAAAGAACAAUAUGUCCAGGCAGCUAAAUUAUCAGUCAAGGAGAAAGAGAAGUUGAUUGAACUUUCAACUGAAAGUACUUUAAAAGCCGAAUUCAAAGGACACUUUCUUAUUAACUUUUGGGCAAACAUCAGCAGAGAAUACGAGCAGCUUUCUGAACAGGCCCUUUUGUUUCUUUUGCCAUUUGCAAGUACUGAACUAGCAGAGAGAGCUUUCUCUUAUGUCUUUAUUAAAAACAAAUAUCGUAAUAAGCUGAAUGCAAUUCCAGAUUUACGAUUACACCUUUCAUCAGUUGAACCCAAUUUCAAAAAAUUAUGUGCCUCAAAACAAGCACAAGGCUUGCACUAA
This is a messenger RNA of Protopterus annectens (West African lungfish), 1614 nucleotides long. Its product is annotated as zinc finger BED domain-containing protein 5-like. Bases 1 to 1614 code for a protein of 537 amino acids. The record is from RefSeq and is a predicted model, not a curated record. NCBI's taxonomy places the organism in Eukaryota, Metazoa, Chordata, Ceratodontiformes, Protopteridae. The transcript has a single exon.